AUGGCGAUGUCCGGUUUCUCUACCACGGCGGUGACGUCCAGCUGUGACGACAUCUCCCAUCGGUCCCUUUCAACGUCUGCGGAGCUUGAUACCCUUCUCAAAGGCAUCGAUCCAGGAAGCAUAGCUGCUCAGCACCUGAUUUCGCUGUCUGCGAAGCUCGACCAGUUCAAGCAGACCACGGAGCAGCUGCGGCAAUCGCUGACAGAUGCCUCGGCCAUGUCGCCGGGGCUCCGAAAUGCCAUGUCCAUCUCCAUUCAGCCAUGCGCCGAUGGUGCAGCGAUCGUCGACAAGCAGAUUCGGAGACUUGAUCCGGGGAACGUAAUCGGUAUCAACCCAGAUGUCGUUAUCCAGUAUGAGAACUAUCACACGGCGAACACUCGCCUGUUUACCCAGUUCAUCCAGGUGCUUCUUAUACCUACCGUGAACGAGCAAGACUCUCAGCUCUCGGCCCCCGACGGCCACCGACUGUUGGAGAACGCCGUGGAAGCUUCUCAAAUUGUUCUCACCCGAAGUGACAUACUUGACAACUCUGGUGAAGCAGGCCAGUCGGUGACGGAUGCAGGAAUGCCUGAUGAGGAGGUUGUUAGCGUACAAGCAACCGAGCUGCCCCCAGACUACGGCUCUGGGAAGCCAGAUAAGGGGAAGAAGAAAGCCGCUGGCCACUUCUUGUCUUCGCUGUCAAACUCUUUUAAAGCAAUGACUGCCGGUCUGCGACCGAAGCCUGAGCCGAUGGUCAUUGCCAUAUGUCAAGCUGCCAAAGACGGUGACAUGGGACACCUCAAAGGUUUCGUUUCGCAAGGUGUCAACAUCAACGGCCAGAACGAUGAGGGAUACACACCACUUAUCUGUGCAAUUCGCGCCAAUCAUCUAACAGCAGUCAAAUUUCUAAUCUCGGCCGGGGCUGAUAAGUCCUCGAAAGAUUCGGCCAGCGGCAAGCGCAAGCCGCCCCUAUUCCACGCGGCUGAGUGCGGACUUGUACCUAUUGCAGAGUAUCUCAUCAGCCAAGGCGCAGACAUGAAGGAGCGAUCUUGGUCGGGUCAGGCCUUCUUCAUCGAGGUUGCCAACAGCGACCAACUAGACAUCAUCAGACUGUUUCUGUCUCGUGGCUGCGAUGCCAACAUGAUGGCCAUUAGUGGUCGGAGCAUCUUUGUCCAUGCCGUUCAGAAAGGAAGCCUUGCUCACAUGAAGCUUCUCCAAGAAUACGGUGCUGAUGUCAAUGCCCGAGACAUUACGGGUCAACCAAGCUUGCACAUGGCGUUAGGUCAGAACCGUCUAGACAUUGUUGCAUGGCUUCUCGAGCACGGCGCCAACCCAAACGUUACCAACAUAACCGGCGACACAAUGAUCGUAUCGGCACUUCACAAGAAGAACUACGAGUUGGUAAAGAUCCUCCUCACUCGGGGUGCCGAUCCGAACGCAACGGGUCUGAUGGGGAAAGGCAUCCUAUGGACCAUGUUGCAGAGUAAGGACAUGGAAGACGGCAUCAAGGCAGAUCUUGUUAGCGCCCUGCUUGAUCGAGGGGCCGACCCGAACCAGACCGAUAACUGGGGAGAAUCCAUCAUGUCUCUGGUUGUGACGCUCGGCAACACGGACUUACUUCGCACGUUCUUGGCUCACGGCGGAAAUCCGAACAAGAAAAUCAAGGACGACACAUUUCUUCUUUACGCCAUCGAUCGGGGUCGAUUCGAACACGUCAAGAUGCUACUCAAACAUGGCGCUGACGUCAACGGAGCGGAUAAUAAGGGUAGAGUACCGCUCUUGGAGGCUCUGCAAAUGGACAAUCAGCCAUUGGUGGAGGUGUUACUCCAGUUUGGUGCUGAUCCAAACAAAAUGGGACAGAUCAGGCCGUUGGUGUUGGCGAAGCUCGUGGGGAACAGGGAGGUCGUCCAGAUGUUGACCGAGAGGGGAGCUGAAGGCCCAAAGAAACGCGUGGCUGAGAGCACUCCAGCGGCUCCGGCAUCACCAGUAGCUCCCAGAAGAGCGAGCGCCAUAGUACCACCGCAAAGCCCAACAUCGCCAGGAAGAGCCGAUAUGCCACCACCAUACACCGAAGCAGGUGUUUCGAAAGACCCUGCCGUGGUUGGUAGGCGCCGUUAG
Colletotrichum chrysophilum is the source of this 2097-nucleotide messenger RNA. RefSeq lists its product as uncharacterized. The record is from RefSeq and is a predicted model, not a curated record. The transcript has 2 exons. The coding region runs from base 1 to 2097 and encodes 698 amino acids. Gene Ontology annotation, molecular function: protein binding. NCBI's taxonomy places the organism in Eukaryota, Fungi, Ascomycota, Sordariomycetes, Glomerellales, Glomerellaceae.